This is a messenger RNA of Amphimedon queenslandica, 1466 nucleotides long. Its product is annotated as acetylornithine deacetylase-like. The transcript has 11 exons. Gene Ontology annotation, molecular function: hydrolase activity. Bases 53 to 1369 code for a protein of 438 amino acids. NCBI's taxonomy places the organism in Eukaryota, Metazoa, Porifera, Demospongiae, Haplosclerida, Niphatidae. The record is from RefSeq and is a predicted model, not a curated record.
GGCGUUAGCUCAGCCUCAGACACGAGUUAGAGUUUUCGAGCCGAAAGAAAAGAUGACUGCUUCUCCUCUGAAUUUAGAGCUCAAUACUGAUAGGUAUGUCUCUCUGAUGACUAAGCUGAUUGGAGAGACAGAAUUCCUACAAAACAAUCCUCCGAAAUUUGUUCCACAAGAGGAUAGAGCUAUAAAGCAUCUUCUUGAAGUUCUCAAGCCUCACUCAACUGAGAACGGUGGCCCAUUGACUAUAGAGCAUGUGACGUAUGUUGAAGGACGUGGUAAUCUAGUGAUCGGUUACACCCCCACUGGAGCCGUGGACACCGUCUCAUUCGUUGGUAGCCAUUUGGACUGUGUGCCUGCUAAUCCUGAGACUUGGGAAAGAAACCCUUUCAAACUUACACAAGAAGGUGACAAGUUGUAUGGACGUGGUACUACUGAUUGCCUGGGACAUGUUGCCUUGAUAACUGACUUGUUCCUCCAGCUGGCUGAGAAGAAGCCUCAACUCAAACGCUCCGUUUGGGCAGUCUUCAUUGCUAGCGAAGAGAAUUCUACAAUCCCUGAUGUUGGUGUUGAUGCCAUGUUGAAAGAUGGCAGGCUUGAAAGGUACAAGAAUGGGCCAAUAUACUGGAUAGACUCUGCUGACAACAAUCCUUGUGUUGGUACUGCUUCAGCUGCCAUGUGGAAGCUACGUGUUGAUGGACGGCUCUUUCAUUCAGGACUACCUCAUAAAGGUAUCAAUAGUAUUGAAUUAGCUGAUGAGGUCGUAUCUUAUCUUCAAAAGAAAUUUUAUGAAGAUUAUUCAGCUCAUCCUGAAGAAGAGCGUUAUAAAUUUUCCACCCCAUCAACAAUGAAGCCAACACAAAUAACUUGCUCUGAAGGAUCAAUCAAUCAGAUACCGCCUUGGACUGAGGUUAAAGGUGAUAUUCGUCUGACGCCAUUUUAUGACAUUGAGGAAUGCACUGCACGCAUUGGAAAAUAUGUUGAAGAAUUAAACAAUGAUUUGAGUAUUUUGCCAUGUCGUGGUCCAUGCAGCAAGUAUGAUAUCACUGAUACUGCUACUGGUGCUAGCUUUAGAGCUAAAUUAACCUUUACAAUUGAAGGAGCACCUCUUAAAGGUAUUGCUUGUAACAUGGAUAGUCCAGCUUUUAAGCAUCUUCAUGCUGCAACACUGGAAGUUUUAGGUGAGAGCAAACCGUUCUCUAUCUGUGGGAGCCUCCCUCUUGUUGGUGAUUUGCAAAAAGCUGGUUUUGAUAUACAGACUUCUGGAUAUGGUCACAGUCAUGUGUAUCAUGGUGACAAUGAAUACUGCAGUAUCUCUUCUAUGCAAAAUGCAAUGAAGAUAUUGAGCAAAAUACUGGACAAGUAUAACUCAUAAACUUAAAUGAAAAAAAAUUCUUGCUAUUAGUGACUCUAUACUUGAUUUGAUAGUCUAUAACUGUGCUGAAUUCUUAAAAUUAUAAUUUUUCUUAAAA